AUGUCUGUGGUGCAGUUGCUAAAUGAAAAAGGUCAUGAGAUUAUGGCUCUCCGUUAUACGACAGUCGCUGCUUUGGCCCUUUUGGCAUACGAGUGUCUGAUAACUAUUGAGGCAGAAACAGCCCUCAUAUGGCCAUCUCGGCUGUCGUUGCCUAAAGUGCUAUUUCUCGUGAAUCGAUACGUGUCAAUAGCUACUGGAAUAGUUACCAUGUAUAGUAGGUUUUUUGAAAUGGGCAUUUUCUACUCGUAUCUUGACGCGCUUCAGUCCUUGUUCCAGACACGGAUUACGGCGUAUGUCACGGCAGAACUCAACUUUACAUGGGUCUUAUUCUACCUCUCUUUCAAGAAAUGCAAAACACUCUUCAUUGUUUCUGGUGCUCUUGCGUGUUCCUGUUACGUUUUCGCAGAAGCUACACUCUUUGUUCGAGCAUAUGCGGUAUGGGGACGCAAGUUAUCGCUACUAGUUUUCCUGUCGGUCGUCCUUGCAGUCAGCGCAGUUGGAGUGUAUUAUGCGACUGUGCAGUUUCUCCUUUCUACAGAGCCCUCUCCUCUCCGUGUAUUCCACUCUGGUUGUCUUCUGGUGACGUCGAACCGUAUUGAAUGGAUUUCACUCAUUAUCCUCGACUGGCAGAAUGACAGUCCACGAGAAGAAAUGCUCGCUGAUACGACUGCAAAAUCACAGAUUGCGAGCCCCGGUAUUUGGUGGAAGAUCAUGUCGCAGUUACCCAUACGAGUUAUAUCCUCAUCUUGCGUGAAAAAUGCUUUAUACAAAGAUGCGUAA
Molecule: messenger RNA, 780 nt
Organism: Fomitiporia mediterranea MF3/22
Lineage: Eukaryota; Fungi; Basidiomycota; Agaricomycetes; Hymenochaetales; Hymenochaetaceae
Exons: 10
Coding region: 1-780 (259 amino acids)
Source: RefSeq, a predicted model, not a curated record